Messenger RNA from Anoplopoma fimbria (sablefish), 2397 nucleotides. RefSeq names its product ring finger protein, transmembrane 1 (gene rnft1). The coding region runs from base 262 to 1470 and encodes 402 amino acids. Gene Ontology annotation, biological process: positive regulation of ERAD pathway. Gene Ontology annotation, molecular function: ubiquitin protein ligase activity. Gene Ontology annotation, cellular component: endoplasmic reticulum. The transcript is spliced from 9 exons. The record is from RefSeq and is a predicted model, not a curated record. NCBI's taxonomy places the organism in Eukaryota, Metazoa, Chordata, Actinopteri, Perciformes, Anoplopomatidae.
ACAGAAGAAGUUUGCGACGUUUGCUGUCGUAAACAAAGUCAAGAUGUCUGAACGGCCAGCUUAUGGUUUAGCCUGAAACACAACCGCUUAGUUUGGUUUUUGAUUUACUUUUGCUUAUGUUUAGUUUGGCGACUUGGACAUUGUAUUAGAUGGAGACCAAUAACUUAGCAUGAAACUCCGGGUGCAGAAUGACAGUUGUGUGUUUUAUGUCAAAGGAGUGAUUCCAGAAGAGCACUGAAACUGAGGGAGUCUGCUGCUGUAAUGCAGCCUGAUGCAAGUGAGCACGGCGCUCAUACAGGAAAUGGUUUGUCCCUAACUCUGCAACCAGAACUUACCAGGACACCGGUCCCAGGUGCUGCGGCUGCUGCUGCAAACCCAGAUUGCAAUGAGGUGCGAGUAACCAUGACCAGCAAGCCUGGGGAGUCCACUGGAGGAGCAUCAUCCAGGAGGUCCAGAGUCAACUCACACAGCCACUCCCAUUCUCAGCCACACGUACACAACCGGGUGCCGCACCACUCGAAUUCUGAGGCUGAGCUUGACCCGCCUGACUCCGAUCUGGAUUCUGGAGAACCCAGUUCCUCCUUGUCUGAGCUUCGCUGUCUCUUCCGCUGGCUUCAAAAGAGUCUUCCUUUCCUUGUCAUUGUGUGCGCCAAGCUAGUCAUCCAACAUGCUCUUGGUCUAGCAGUUGGGGUUGGCCUCUUCACAACUUUUUUAUAUGUGAAUAAAAACAUUCAAACUCAAGUCUUUCUUCAGGAUCGUCACUCGAAGCUGCAGUGUGUUUGGCUGCUACUGUUCCUGAUCUCUUCCACCCUCCUGCUUUACUACACCUUUCUCACUGAGACAAUUCACUAUUGCCUCAUCUUCCUCAGCCCAGCCAUUGAGCCGCUGGGUUUCUGGGAGGUUCCCUGGGCUGUCGGCAUCACAAACUUCAUAAUAAAGUUUCUCUUUAUGGGGAUUAAGUGCCUUAUUCUGCUGCUGCCAUCCUCACUGGUGACAUACAGAACCCAGGGGCGGUGGGUGAUGCUGACUGAGGAGCUGGGUCAGGUCCACCAGGCCAUGGCUCCAGUCCCACUUUGGUUCCGCUACCUGGUCACGUACCAGGAGGUUGAUGGCACCCCUGGACUCACACUGGGGGUCCUGCUGGCUUUGCUCUACCUCAUACUGAAGCUUUUAGGAUUGUACGGACAAUGGACGUCUUUACUGAAAACCAUGAGGAUAUUUGUAAAGGGCGAGCAUACAGGCUCAGCAGCCACUAGGAGUCAGUGCAGCGAGGCUGGAGACGUCUGUCCCAUCUGUCAGGGAGAGUACAGGGAGCCUCGGGUUCUACUCUGUCAGCACAUAUUCUGUGACGAAUGCAUCGCUCUGUGGUUUAACCGGGAGAAGAGCUGCCCUCUCUGCCGCACCGUGAUCACAGAGAAGGUUUACAAGUGGAGGGAUGGAGCCACAUCUCCACACCUGCAGAUUUAUUGAUCGAUAAGGGGCUUUUGGGUGAAGGGCAUUGGUAUUAGCUUGUAUUUAAUGUGAUUUUCUGCAGCUGUCGAACCCCACUGACAAAUAAUGUUAUACACACUGUUUCAUGAAGCAUCUGAGGGCUGUGCCCCCUGCAGGCUGAGAGGUCAGUAAGGACACGCAUAUUGCACCUACAGUAGGCAUCUUUCUGGAUAUUUACCUGCACAUACCUACAUGCCAUACUCAGACAAGAGAAAGUUGAUCAUGUCAUGCCCUCAAGUGAUUUUUCCAUUUUAAGUUGUUUCCUUUUGUUUCUUUUAUUUACCUUUAAUCUUGGUAUAAACUUUCCUGAUUGGGCAGCAAAUUGUUCUACUUCCACAGUUUCCACUACUUGUAAAUAUGGAAACAUCAGAGAAAUAUAUAUUAAAUAAGUAUUUUAAACCGUUUUUCCUCCAUCACAUUUCAACAAACAUGCAACGUACAAAAACCCUCUCUUAUCCAGUGUUUCUAUAUUUUUUUGGAAGUGAUUUCUUAUUUGUAAUAAUCAACAGCUCAAGAGUGCUUGCUGGAUUCUGCUUUAGCUGCACCUUUGAGCUUAAACAGGACUUUAAAGGCUUUUAGGAAGCCCGGUACAUAAUACCAUCAAAUGGUCCAGUAGUGACCAGACCUUUGCCUGCAUGCAUCCAUGGCAGGCUAAAUAAUAACUUUAUGUGAUGGAUAAACAGUUUGGCUUUUGGUUACUAUUUCUUUUCAUCGUCUGAUAAAAAGGAUGCAACUGAGCGUGUGAGAUUAAUUCACACACAAAUUAUUUUUCUAUAGAGGCGACAUCGCCUUGUUUUUGUAAAAACCAAAGAGUGGGAGAAACAUCUAUUUUAUUAUGUACAAAAAUAAUUUCACUGUUAUUUUUAAUCCAUUUAAAUGCAUAAACUAUCUGAAUAAAGAUCUUCC